Messenger RNA from Rhipicephalus sanguineus (brown dog tick), 1929 nucleotides. Its product is annotated as isobutyryl-CoA dehydrogenase, mitochondrial. Gene Ontology annotation, molecular function: acyl-CoA dehydrogenase activity; flavin adenine dinucleotide binding. The record is from RefSeq and is a predicted model, not a curated record. The transcript has 10 exons. NCBI's taxonomy places the organism in Eukaryota, Metazoa, Arthropoda, Arachnida, Ixodida, Ixodidae. The coding region runs from base 85 to 1341 and encodes 418 amino acids.
UGCGCGUUUCUUGGGCCGGGCUUUGCUCAAAAUUCAAGAACUAGGGAGCGCGCACUUAUUCAGGUCGAGAAAUUGGAUACAGCUAUGGGGAUUAUUAGCAAGGCACUUAUGGGACGGCAAUUCUGCGCGCUGCUCUUCAGGGCUCAAUUUGCAUCGCCGCAUAAAUGCACGACCCGCAAUGCGUCGACUGCUCUGGACGCAACCAUUGGUCUCAGCGAGGAACAGAUCCAAAUGCAAAAAACUGCGUCCGACUUUGCCGAAAAGGAAUUCCUGCCACACAUGCAAGAAUGGGACGAAAAAGAGAUAUUCCCGGUCGAGGCGAUGCGCAAGGCCGGCGAGUUGGGCUUCGGCGGCGUCUACAUAUCGGACCAGUACGGAGGAGCGGGACUCAGCAGGCUGGACGCGUCGGUCAUCUUCGAGGCUCUCGCAAAGGGAUGCGUCAGCACUACCGCCUACAUCACCGUGCACCACAUGGCGUUGUGGAUGAUCGACCAGUACGGCACCCACGAACAGAAGCAGAGGUGGCUGCCCGACCUGUGCUCCAUGGAGAAGUGCGCCUCGUACUGCCUCACCGAGCCAGGUAGCGGCAGCGACGCGGCGUCCAUCAGCACGACGGCGAAACGCGACGGUGACGACUACAUCCUGAACGGCACCAAGGCGUUCAUCAGUGGCUCGGGCGCCAGCGAAGUGUACGUGGUGAUGUGCCGCACCGGUGGACCGGGACCCAAGGGCAUCUCCACAGUGGUGGUGGAGAAAGGCACUCCCGGUCUGAGCUUCGGCAAGAAGGAGAAGAAGCUCGGCUGGAACUCGCAGCCGACGCGCAUGGUCAUCUUCGAGGACUGCCGCGUGCCCGUCUCUCACCGGCUCGGCGAAGAAGGCCAAGGGUUCACCAUCGCCAUGGAAGGUCUCAACGGAGGCCGCAUCAACAUCGCCUCUUGUUCAAUGGGAGCCGCCGCUGCAAGCAUCGACAUCGUCACUGAGCACAUGAAGGUUCGGAAGCAGUUUGGAAAGCCUCUGGCGUCCUAUCAGCACAGCCAGUUCUGCCUGGCGAGGAUGGCUACGAAACUUCAGUCUGCACGGCUGAUGGUGCGCAAAGCGGCCGAGGCCAUCGACCAGGACCGACCUGAGAAGGUCACCAUGAGCGCCAUGGCCAAGCUGCACGGCACUGAAGAAAGCUUCAAGAUCACAAACCAAGCACUGCAGAUGCUGGGCGGAUACGGAUUCAUCAAGGAAUACCCGGUGCAGCAGUAUAUGCGAGACCUACGGGCCCAUAUGAUCAUUGAAGGAACGAACGAAGUCAUGCAAAUGGUGAUUUCCAAGGACAUUCUACGAGGACGAUAAAAGUGCCAACAGUGUGCCAGGCCAUGGAACUGCGACCGGCCUCGGGCCAUGUGCUUCACUCCGCCUUCUUUCGUGAAUGCCGUUUACUGUUAGUGCAUAAUAUGCGCCAAGAAAUUGCAGCUGCACAAGAAACAUUGAUUGAAAACGUGCGUUCAAAAGCUCCAGAACAAUGACUCGAAAGUUUAAUUCUAUUUUAAAUGCGCAUCAUCGGCCAUUUAUGCAGCGCUUGAUGCGUGUAUCACGCCCAGCCUAAAGGCGGAACAGCGCGUUUUGUGCCUCAAGGUUUUCGCCAUGCAGUUGCGCGGGGACCACAAUGGGCGUAGGUGAGCAAUUCAAAUGAAUAAUGAACCAGAUGACACAAAUAGACACCAUUCAACGCAUCUGUCUAUGUUAUUUGAAUUAGCUUUAUUUGCGAUCUCUCGUGUUUCCAGCUAAAUGGGAUUGUAAAUAUAUAUAACGGCUGCAUGGGUGAGCUGUACACCCCUUUGCAGCCAAACAAAAAUAACCGUUCCUCAGCUGUUACGCAAGUUUGACGCACUGGGCUGUAUAUAUUCCCCAAUUUUUCGUAAUAAACCAGUUGGUAGCGAG